AACAAAACAACAACAGCAAUGGUAACACCCCAAUCACCUACUCGCAUGUUCAAUGGCCUGGACGAUGACAUCUACAGUGAAUAUGCCCAUGAAAUAACCGAUAAAAUGCGUGUACCCAAACGUAUUAAGGCCACCGGUGAAUAUUCUGACGAGGAUCGUUUAUUAUCCAAUCAAAAUGGUAUGAUCAACUCAUGGAAUUAUCAUGAUAAAAUCGAUAUGAAUGUCCCCGAUCGUAUUGUUGUUUUGGGUCAUAAUCAACAUUUGGAAACAAGAUCAGCACCGCGUGAAAUCCAGUUGGAAAAUGAAAUACUACCCAAAACGACAUCAGAUUUUGUACGUGUCCAAACGCCACCACGCACUAUAACCCUUAAUGAACAUCAUUUUCCAUCGGCCUCUGAGGAAAGUUCACCCAAAAAAUUGCUAAACGGUGAUGACCUGGAUGUGGAUGGUGAUGAUUUUGAUGACGACGUUGAACGUCCACCGCCGUAUGUGAGGGCAAAUGGUAUAUCACAUGCUGUUGUGGGUUUUCAUCCGAAUGAUUCGAAUUCUGUGGAAUCCGAUUCACAGCUGACAACAGGUGGCGCCAGCAAACGUUCACAAACGGCCCUCUACAAUCCCAAUGAUACUUCCAUGAUUAGCCAUCGUGAUGGCACCCCAAUUGGCGAUUUAACACCCCACGAGGAGAUUCUGUAUUUGAGACGUCAAUUGGCCAAAUUAAAUCGCCGCGUAUUGAACAUAGAAAUAAGCAACGAACAACGUUUACAACGGGAGAAGAUUGUCUAUUGCCUGGGGCUGGCCUAUUUUGUACUUAAGGCUAUUAUGUGGAUAAAUCGUAAUUAA
Molecule: messenger RNA, 840 nt
Organism: Musca vetustissima
Lineage: Eukaryota; Metazoa; Arthropoda; Insecta; Diptera; Muscidae
Gene: Tango11
Product: transport and Golgi organization protein 11
Exons: 2
Coding region: 19-840 (273 amino acids)
Source: RefSeq, a predicted model, not a curated record